Molecule: messenger RNA, 1028 nt
Organism: Botrytis porri
Lineage: Eukaryota; Fungi; Ascomycota; Leotiomycetes; Helotiales; Sclerotiniaceae
Exons: 3
Coding region: 1-825 (274 amino acids)
Biological process (GO): mitochondrial translation; RNA processing
Cellular component (GO): mitochondrial large ribosomal subunit
Molecular function (GO): structural constituent of ribosome; ribonuclease III activity
Source: RefSeq, a predicted model, not a curated record
AUGACGAUUAACCACGAAUUAUACAUAGCAAUGGCAUCCAAAUCUACCACCCGAUCACUUCGAUCCCUUACCCGGCAAGCACGUCAAAGAUGCUCAUGCGCCACUCCCAUAUCCUCCCGCUCAAAUACCGUCCGACAAUUUUCAAUAUCAGCCUCGAGAUCAGAUACCCAAUAUAAUGAAGAACGAGGGGCAAGACCAAGAUGGUCAUACACACCACCACAGAUGAAAUUACCAUUCAAUCCGAGAGAAAACCGCGACAUACCCAGAUGGGAAGUCAAUAGCGAUCCAGAAAGACUAAACCGAUUUUAUAUCCAAUUUCUUGGACGGGGAGGCGAUGAAGUACUUACAGACGAAGUAAAAUGGCUUGCGAUUACACAUAAGAGUUUUGAUCAAGGAAGAAGAGGAUUCAAUGAUCGAUUGGCAUAUUUCGGACGUAGGAUAUUGAACUUACAGACAAGUUUGGUUUUAUUACAAUCGCCGGUUGCGACAAAAGCUCAAUUACCUCAGGAAACAGACGACCAGGAAACAGAAGUUGAGGAGCCAUUUUCACACCCUGCUCUGGACGGUUUGCCAAACUUGACCAAUGUCAAGGUGGAUGAUAUUUUAAGCAAGGAGAGAUUGGCGAAUUUAGCUACUCGGAUAGGCAUGCCAGAUAUCAUUCGAUGGGAACCUAGAAUGAAGGAUGAUCUCGAGAAGUCUGGUCAUGAGCUUGUAUUAGCCACUUCAUUGUACGCUAUCAUUGGAGCAAUCGCAUUACAGAAGGGUGGUGAUGUUGCAACAAGAGUGGCGCGGGAGAGAAUAUUGAAGCCCCUUGGUAUAUCAUAGAUGUGUAUAUCACAUGUAUGGAUGACACGGAUGUAGAAUACACAUUGUAAAAUACUUACUAAAAACUCACAAGCUGUGAGUAACAUAUCAUUGACAGUGCAUCUGUGGGAGCAGGGACACAUAACAGUGGGUGUACAAAUGCAUCGAAUACUCUUUCGACCUCCAGAAAUCUCAAUCAAAUCAAAUUUCAAAUCAUUGAUCUC